This is a messenger RNA of Anopheles darlingi, 10559 nucleotides long. RefSeq lists its product as uncharacterized. Gene Ontology annotation, biological process: regulation of transcription by RNA polymerase II. Bases 138 to 9737 code for a protein of 3199 amino acids. Gene Ontology annotation, molecular function: DNA-binding transcription factor activity, RNA polymerase II-specific; RNA polymerase II cis-regulatory region sequence-specific DNA binding. NCBI's taxonomy places the organism in Eukaryota, Metazoa, Arthropoda, Insecta, Diptera, Culicidae. The transcript is spliced from 3 exons. The record is from RefSeq and is a predicted model, not a curated record. Gene Ontology annotation, cellular component: nucleus.
GGAGCGCCAUUUUUCGCUUGUUUCAUAAACGUGUUGGUUCGAAAAACUGUAAAAACCACGAAAAUUCGGCAUCGAAAUCGAGCGCAACUAUUACCGACUGGUGCUGCUAAGUACAAGCUACGCGCAGCUGAAAAAUAAUGGACGAUGGUUUAGCAACUACAACCAUUGAUGCUGUUCGUAGCCCCGAAAAACCAGAUUCUCAAAGCAUCCAAAUCAAAGAAGCCAACAGUAACUCGAUUUCACACCAGCCGUCACUUCCGCCAACAGAUGCGUCACCGUCAUCUGCCGAUGAUAAACCGCAAAGCAACACAUGUGCAGAAUCGAAUCAGCACCAUGGAGGUGAAUAUGAACUUGACUCGUUAUCUACCCACUCCGACCUUAACGGGGAUGCAAAGGAGCUGGUGGAUGAUGCGGAUAUGCUCAAAACUAAAGUCACACCUCAAGAUCGGUUAUUCCCAGAUACGCUUCCAAGUGAAGGGCCCGGACAAACGUGCUCGAAAGAAGAUACGGAAGAAGAGCACCUUGUAAAGGGAAAUGAUGCUGUGAAUGCAAUGGAAACAAGUGAUUCUUUGCCAGAUGAACCCGUCGAUAAAGUGCCGGUGGAUACAAAGUGCAAAGGAAGUGAUCAAUUGAACGGAGAAGAUCCAGUUUUGUCCCCUGAAAAUAUCGCCGCAAGUGGUACUACAAGUGAUGUUGCGAUAGGAAAUGUCUCCAGUUGUGAUGAACAAACAGUCAACAAUGACGAAGUACGAACAACAAAGAAAAGCAGUAAUCCCGUUGAACAAUCGUGUAACGUAUUCGCGACGAAUGAAGAAUUACGGACGGGAGCGAAUGACAGUGAUGUGGAUUUAAGUCAGGGCAAGUGUGAUCCUGCGUUGGGAAUGAUGAUCCCCAUAGAAGAGGGCGUUGCGGCCGAAGAAAAGCAAGCUAUGUUCAGGUUGGAAGCGGCAACUGAGAUUAGUCAUGCCGAAAUGGAGAAUCCGUAUGGUAACAGCAGCCAGAGUAAUGGAGUGGAAAUGAAGGUUACAUGUAAAGACUCGGCAUCAUAUGAUUCUGAUGAUUUAAUGCAACGAAAAGAGAGUGAUUUAUUAAUCGUUAGUGGUUCGGACGAAAUGAGUCGUACUCCAACAGCUCAAGCUUCGAAUGAUGACGAAUCUAAGUUGAGCUUGAAGAAAGAAUGUUGGAGCGGUGACGAUGUAAAUACUACGUAUACUGAUAAAAUAGCAUUUAAAAGCUGGCCAAUCGAUAUACAGAUGAAUGGCGGCUCUUCAGAUAAUCCAGAGCUGUAUAGCGACGCGAAACAUUCUACUGCACAAGUAGAAGAGACAUCUUUGGUUACUAAUAGCAACACUAGUAGCAUCGGUAGUAAUUUAGAACAAACCAACGAAUCAGUGAAGGAACCAGAUGAUCGGCUGGCACGAGAAAAUGAAUCCGCCGAUAUUCAAUCGGUAGAAAUCAUUAGCAAAGAUAUUUCUGUAACGAAUCUACUAAAACGUCGUGCAUCAGAAACGCCGCUGCAAGAUGAAAGUGACAGUCGAAGAACAACGCUAGACGGCGUAGUUCAGUCAAAACUAAUGAAAAUGGGUGAUGAGACAACAAUAGCACAAGCUCCCGAAUCAGAAUUGCCGCUGCAGGAUACAAGUGACAGUCGAAGAACAUCAUUAGACAGCGAAAUGGCGUCAAAUCAGAUGAAAAAGAGUGAUGAAAUAACAACAGAACUAGCUCCUGAAUCAGAAACGCCACUACAGGAUGGAAGUGACAGUCGAAGAACAUCAUUAGACAGCGAAAUGCCGUCAGAUCGAAUGAAAACGAGUGACGAAACAACAAUGGAACUAGCUCCCGAAUUGACUGUGGAUGAGACUUCCGCAGCGGUUCCCGGAAUGAUUAAUGCUCAUGAAUCGGAACCAAAUCCACAUUCGGAUAACAUGUCUAACCAUAGUUCGAUGGAUUCCAGUAAAUCUUCUUCACAUAUGCUCAACGAUUCAUCAGCGGAUCAGCAACCAACAGCAGUAAGGUCACCUUGCAGCAUCAACCUUGAAACGGCAAAUGAAGCUGCUGCAGUUCCAGAGGCACACGCUGAGAAUGAAGAAAACAGCAGUAGCAGCAGCGAAAGUUCUAGUUCCUCUGAAAGUUCUUCAUCGUCAACGUCCUCCUCUUCGUCUUCUGAAAGUGAUGACUCGGAAGAUGAGGCAGAAGAUUCACAGAAAGAUAUCUCCGAUAAACAGCCAACGGCGGAAACUGGACCGGCAUCGACUGGUUUUGAAGUACAUCAGCCUAUACCAACAACAGCACCGCAAGAAUUUCUUGAAACACCGGAUGUUCCGAACAACGACAGUGGUGCCGAGAGCAGUCGAGAUAGCGCAGCAAUGGAGAUAGGUGAAUCAGGAGAUUCUUAUGAGGAAGAUGAACAUGAGGUGGUUAAAAAUCAAGCAGACGAAGCGAAAAUAACGCGCAGUGAAGGAUUGAAACUUUCCAUUUCUCUAAAACGGUCGUCUCACGUUGCUACGCCAACUGUGAAUAAAUACGAAUCAGUAGCAAGUAAACCGAAGUCUACUACGUUAGUGGCAGCUGCAUCACUACCCCCGCAGCCGGUUGAUUUCAGUAAUCUGCUUAAGCAAGGUUUGUUUCACGAACGGCAAGAAUUGAUCAAAAUUGAUUACAAUCACGCACCGCUUGGAGAUCAUUUGGGACGACCUUCCACAUAUGCAACAAACACCAGUGAUUAUCAUCAGCAGCAACAGCAACCCCCUUUGAUACACCCUCAACAAUAUUCUUCGCAACACUGGAGUCAACGAACCGUCACAACUGACAGUGUGGGGAACAACGUAGGAUCUUUUAAUCAUUUUUCGGACACAAAAGCAACGUCAGUGUCGCGGUUACUUCCACCCACUCUGGACGAAUCGUCUGAUACAAUGGAUGAAGACAAUCGAUUGGUGAUAGCCGAGAAGCAGCAACGACGAUACAGAAAAAAGGCCAACAAUAGUAAUCAAUCUUCACUGUUGCAAACGGCACUUGCAACAUCGGGAAAGCUAAAUGCGGCAGCUACAGUUGCCACUUACAAUCAACAGCUGCUUCAACUGCAGGAACAGUACAGGCAGGUUCAGCGUCAACAGCUCCCCUAUCCAAUGCAAACUGCUUCACCACAACUAAUGCAGAAUUUCGGUCGAAUAUCUGGUGAUUAUGGUGGUGGACCUUAUGCCGGCGAUGCUGGGACCAUGGCAGGGAGAAUCAACGAGAACGUAGUUUAUAAUACGCCCUCGGUGACGGGUAACGUUGGACAUCAGCAUUCUCCUUCGGUGUUUGCAGCAUCGCAUGCGCUCGGCGGAAGACCUGAGCUUAACUCUACAAAGGGGAUCGCUAACAAUAGAUCAGGCGAAACGAGGAAGAAAAGCAAAACCAAAGCAGGCAGUGCUCCUGUUCCCAAAGAGUCAAUCGCCAAGAAACAUAAGGCACCUAAAAAGGUGACUAAUGACGCAACCCUCCAGCAGCAAAUGCAUCACACCUUGGCGAAAACAGCAAUCGAGAGCUCUCCUGCAGUGCCAACAUCAAUAACUUCACAACUGCCGUUGGAGAAGAAAAAGGACAAGAAAAAAGUUUUCUUAUGCUCUGCGUGCGGAACACACUACGAAAACUGGAAUCUAUUUGUCCAUAUGCUGGAAGUGCACCGGAAACACAUUUGUCUAUACUGUCUGGGUAUCUUUCAAUCCGCCGAACGGUUGAUAAACCACUUGGGAAUGAAGCACAGUGUAACGAGGAAGCAUUAUGGUGGCUUAUCUGAGUACAUACAACAUCACCAACGGCAGAGGAUUGUAGCCAAGUUUGGGGAAUCUGCAAUCCGUCCUGAGCAACUGGAAGAACUUGCGACGAAAGCCUGUAUGGGGCAUCAGCAAUCUUUCUUUUUGAUGUGCUCUCGGUGUGAACAUCUAUUUGAAAGCUCCGGUAAUCUGCUAGCUAAUGACGAAGAACACAUUAUUAAGCACAAUUGCGCCGAUUACGUGGAAGCAUGCAGUAACUGCGGUGAACUAAAAAUAUCGAAACAUCGAUGUGGCGUAAUGAAAGGGGAAGAAGAUGGAGUCGGUUUGAGCAUCUCUAAGAAGAAACUGUCCAAGAAAAUGGUACACAAGGGAAUAAGCGAUAACAACAAAACGCUACCAUCGGAUGCGGGCAGAGCAGUGGAUGUAAAUGGUAUUUUAAAUGAUCAGAAUGGCUACCCAUCGACAGCGUCGUACUAUUUUCAAAAUCAGUCCAAUGCACCAAUGCCCGUUCAUGGCGGCGAGAUGGACGGUUUUAAUCGAUCUGCAGGACAGUCAAUCACUAAUCAUCAACAUGAAAUUUCGCGGCUUCAAAAUUUAAAUGUGAGUGAUCAUCCCCGAACACCAUCGCUACUGUUGCAACCGGCUGAAUCGAGCAUUCUAUCCUCGAUACCUUCGCGGGAUGAAGCGGUCUCUGAUAAACAGCAUGCGACCAUUAACGGCGAUCAGUAUGCGGAUGAACUAGAACAGAAUACUGUUCCUUCCGCAGUACUACCUCCCAGCGAUAAUUCAGUUGUAGAUACGGGACCGGUGGCAUCAGAGUCCUGUACUCCUCCAGCUAUCCCCGUGACUCCUUUAGUGCCAAAGUUAAAGGUAAAAGUUCCCUUCCAGUACAUCAAACCAAUUGAAAGUGAUGAAUCGUUCAGCGAUAGCGAACUUGAUGAAGAAGAGGAAGAUGAAUAUGGCGACGAGGAGGAGGAUGAGAAUGACGAAAAAGAAAAGACAAGUAAGGAAGAUGAACGUUCGUCUGAUGCUAUUGUUCCUGCUGCUGAAUCAUCGUCUAGUGUCAGUGAGAACUAUGAAGCGCCGGUAUCUGUUCCGGAAGGCAGUGUGAAUCCCGCAAGCCAGCAGUUCAGUACAGAUGACUCUCUGAAGCCUGGCAGUCUAGAGCCAGUUUCUGUGGAGACUGAUGGCACCACACCUCAAGCGAUGGGAACGAUCGACAACAAAGAUGAAAAGGAAUCCAACGAAAUGUUAUCAGAACAACAAGAGGAUGUACCGAUGGAUAUUGACGAAUCCAUUUCGGGCCAUCAUCACAGAGUCCAGCAAGCGCAAAGUGUAGAAGCAGAACCAUCGCAUCGUCCAUUGCAAGAUAACCUAUCAUCUUCAUCGCACGAUCCACAGCAAACGUCUCCUAUCGGUGGAGUAAGCGAAGCAGAUGCUGAACUCGGUGAACAGCAGAAUACCAGCGCUGUGUCUAUGGAAACCGAUUCAGUGAAAAAUAAAGACACCGAGGCUACAGUGGAAAAUGUCGAUUCGCAGGAUCAGCAAGAAGAAGCUCCACCAUCGGUAUUUGCUGGAAUCGGUUUACCUGCAACAGCUGACAACGAUGUCGAAUGUGAGAAAGAAUGCAAAGAAGCUAACACAGCCGGCGAGGCCAGCGAGUCAAAGGUUUCCGAGCUGCUGACAACGACACAGGUGGGCGAUGAUGCGAUGGAUACAGAAGAGAACAAAACUACCCUCGCUGAUCCAGAUGGCCUCGUUAUAGCCGAUGAAGAUGCUCAACUGUUUCAUCUUACGUUGGAUGAACCACUAGACCGGAUUCCAGUGCGGGAAUUUGUUAAAAUAUGUCUCCGGGAAACGGCACGCUUCUGUCUAUAUUGUAACCAUGCACGGCGGAUUGCCGUCAAUGGAAGACAGCUCGUAAUGCAUAUCAUUGCUAUGCACCGUUUUCAGGCAACCGUCAAUAGCAUCACCGGGGAAGAGUUGUUGCCCGAUACGAUCGUGCAUCGCUUCCGUACUUCGCUUAACGAUCUGGAAGGCGCCUAUCUGAACGUGGAGACGUUCGAUAACAGCUGGUCGCUCGAGCAGCGUAGUUCCGUACCGUUUAUGAAACAAUUCGAGUGCUUCCAGUGUCGGUUUGUGACGGUCGUGCACAAGGAGCUGUAUCUGCACAAUCGCAAAAUGCACCAGAAGUCGGUGCUGUUUUGUUUGAUUUGUAAGGCGAAUUUCUUCAGUUAUAGUGAGCUGCUGUGUCACAUGUGUCCCGGUGUGGCAAAUCGGAUGAGCAUCCUUGACUAUUCGUUCCGUUGUUGUGUUUGCAACAUGGACGGUAUACCGUCCGCGUUCCGACUGAUGGUGCAUUUGCGCAAGCGACACUUUGCGUGCGAUGUAUGUCUGGAAGAAUGUCAGGAUCAGGCGCGACUUUCAAAUCACGUGUGGAAGCACAAGUUGAACCAUCUAUGCUACCGCUGCGGAUUAAGCUAUCGCAAUAAGGACGACAUCUUGAAGCAUCUCUUCUGGAAGCACGGCACCGAAGGGGUACUGUGUAAACGGUGUUUGAAGAAAAAAUGGCCCCACGUUUAUCACUUCUGUGCACCACCGGCGCAGUAUACUUGCGAAGUGUGUCAGUUACCGUUCGAACGAUCCGUAGCCCUAAAGGUACAUCAGCGAUUGCACAACGGUGAGGCAAAGUACCCCUGCACGGAAGAUGGUUGCGAGAAACGAUUCAUUUCUAAGAAGCUGCUGCUGAAACAUGUCCAACGGCACUAUCCGGAAGAGCAGCGGUCCAUUGCUGCAGCCGAAGGUGAGGUAAAAACAGAAGAUACACUGAACGAGGAUAACACUGUUGCAAAGGAUGAGCAACAGCAAACGAAAGCGAUAGUAACGCAGAACGGAGCACUCAGGCAUUCCGUGGACGAGCAGAGCGGCAAAGAAGAUCAGUGCCCUGCGUCGGACACGGCUGCUGAAGGCAAAGACGGACAGAGUGAAUUAACCCCUACAGACACGGUAAAAGAGGAAUCGGGGGAGACAGACAGUUCCGCCAAACUGGAAGAUUCAAAGGAUGAGACAAAAGCUAAGCCAAUGGAUGUCACUGAUGCUGCCAUUACAGACAGCAAGACAGCAUCCGAUCGUGAUACUGCACAAUCUCAGCCCAGUAUUAGUGCACCGGCAGGCGAAGUGAACACGACGCCAUCGAAGAAAUCGAAGAAAAAGAGGAAGGGAAAAGAUGAUGGCUUGUCAUUGGAUGACUUGAUGGAUCUACCGGCCUUGAAUCUAUCCGAGAGCGACAGCAGUGACGAUUCGGAUAAUGAGAAUUCGAAUGCAAGCUCCGCUUCGAAGCAGUUCAAGAACUGGGCCAAGAGCAGAACCGCUGAUAGUGUACUGGCUGCUGACGAUGGGGAUCGGGAAGAUAACGCCGACCGUUCGGUGGAUCCUUCGGGCAGUGGGUUAGAUUGGGAGAGGAAAACAGCUGCUGCUGGCCAGUGGAGGGAUGAGGAGAAAAGUGCAAACGUCGAUAAUGAUGAACUGAGAGAAGGUGGACUGGCGGAAUCGCAAGGCGCAACCGUGUCUGAUCCAAUAGCAAACAUUUGGAACAACUUCAAACGCUAUCAAGCACACCGCACGAUCAGCCGUCGACAGUCGGCGACGGUGGACGAAGAGCAGCGCCAGGAAGAGGAGCUGGCGGAGCGAAUGCUGAAGAACACUAUCCUUCACGUGACGCAAUCGGAUCAUGAUUACAGCUUGAUGUACAAGCCUAUCAAUGCCGAGGCUGAUAUGAGCGAGUCUCAAGAACCGCUGGUAAGGCAGGAGUCGCUACUGUUGAAAUCAAAGGACGACUAUGGGAAAGGGAAGAACGAACGGCAUGCCGGCAAAACGAACUCUCCACGGAGGCACCGUGCUCAUUCAUCGGACAGCGACGAUAGCAGUGAUUCCGAUUCGAGUUGCAACUGUGGAUCUAAUUGCAGCUGCAGCUCAUCUAGCAGUAGCUCGAGCGGCAGUAACAGUUCUAGCUCCAGCUCGGACUCGGACAGUUCAGACGAUAAUGCGGCGACAGCAACACCGAACAAAAAGACGACCUCAUCGAGACAGAAGAAAGGCAAUGGAAAGAUACGCAACGAUGGCAAAACGGACGGUUCUGAACUGCGUGCUGAGCUGGAGGCGGAAGAACAGAAACCUCCACCAGAACCAGCCGAGCCUGUUGAUCCGGACAGCGUGAUCGUUACGUCCGACCUGGAAACCGAUGAGUCCGAGACGGAUGAAGAGUUUUAUGACGAAAAUCCGCAGAAGAUGGCAUCCUUGAUGUUGGCCGAGAAGCGCCGGCAGUUGUUUGCUCAAACGUACAACAGCAGCACGAACAGCAACAGCUCGCUGAAUGCAACGAACAUGAUGAACUACGGUAUCGUUGAGAACAGUCGUCCAUCUACUCCUUCUUUGCCACCGGAGGAGCAGCAGCAACAACUGCAGCAGGAAGAGUCUGGCAAGAAGAAGCUGAAGGUGAAGAAGCGGAAACGGGAACGCAAAUCGUCCAAACGGCAGAUGUCACCACAUUCCGUUCCAAUGUCUUUGGAAGCAAUGAUGACAGCCGCUUCGACGCAAGGACCGCUCGCAGGCGGUAUGCCCGACCAAUGGGUAAUGGGAGCUGGCAACUACCCCCACCUACAGGCAAAUCACUCACUAGCUAUGCCAUUACAGUUCGAUGGAGUAUCAAUCGAGACAUCAGCAUCGGAAGUACCACUGACGCCGGGAGCUACACUCGUAUACCCAGGAAUGGGCACAGGAAUGACCGAUGAUCAGACGAAGAUAAGUACCCCGCGCCUGAGCACCGGCAACAACUCUGAAACAGAUGCACCUCUGAAACGGUCUCAGCGUAGCCGAAAGCCCAACAAGUUCUACGGCUAUACGAGUGACGAUGAAAGCUUAGCGGGCGCAUCACCCGGUAUUCCUCUGUCGACGAACCCGGAAAAGUCGAUCCUCUCGCUCAUGAAACCAACACCACCACCGAACCUCGUGUGGAGCAAGGAAGACCUUCCAUCUCCGCCCAGCAAAUCCGCUAAGGUAUCGGGUGCUGGCAGUCGGUCAACUCAGCAAUCAACUCCCAUAACCUCGAGACGUAACUCUGGCAUUGGAUUUUCAACACUGGACGAAUCGUUCAGCGGAGGUAUGGCAGGGCUUGCACAACAAACGGCAUCACAACCCAUCGCCCCACCGUCGUUGCAGGCAGCCCUGGGAGCGGCAGUACUUGCUGCGUCCGCUUCGAUGCCAUCCUCUUCCUCUUGUCUUACUCCCGAUCAACGUCCUCCGGUGCUGAAGCUGAAGUUAUCGUUGGGCAAAAAGUCUCGCACAAGUUCUACACCGUCAGCGAAAGGUUCAUUGAAGGGCGCCAACAAGCGUCGCACUUUAACUCCUAAAACUCCCAAAUCGGCACCCCCCUUGAGUGGUGGUUUUGAUAGUAUGGUACCUGCUGCCCCACUGACUGCUCCUAUCGCCGCACCAUCUGCCCUAUCCUCGGCCCCCGGCUAUACGCUGCCAAUCGUACCGGAGCAGCAUCCUAAAGUACCGCCCAUCGGCUCAUUCCCCAGUGUGCAGACGGAGUAUUUCCGGCCGAAUCAGAUCCGUGUCCCAGCGGGUUGGCGACCACCGCGUGAAGGUGAAUCCGUAUACUGCUACUGCCGGUGCCCGUACGACGAGGUAUCGGAGAUGAUAGCUUGUGACGAUGAAAACUGUCGCAUAGAGUGGUUCCAUUUCGAGUGUGUCGGUAUCAUUAUGCCUCCAAAGGGCAAAUGGUACUGUCCGGAGUGUAUACCCAAGCAUCCACCGCAAACCGACACCGCUGACGAACCGGUCUUCAAUAGUGCACCAUUGCAGCGGCAACACCCAUCGAUGGCAUUCAAUGCUAAUGGACCUGCUGGUCUGGCGGGUGUGCCAGCGCAACCACCAACGACAUCGGCACUUUCCGGACUGUGGGGCAGCUCGCAACCAUAAAAACGCUUAUUACCUUAUCCACUCUUCAACCAAGAAUAGCGUUGUCUUAACAUUAAUUCGAUUUUAUAGAAACAGGACCAGGAAGUGGUUAGGGCCCUCUGUUUUAAAUUAGGAUAUCGAUCCUUUGCCAGGGAGUUAACAUACGCCGCGCGUUAGACAUACAUCGUACGUAGAAAAGCUAGAUCAACCCCAGAGCCCAGGGAUCUCCGCAGGCGCUGUAUCUUCGGCUAGUUAUCGAAAAUUUAAAAAAAAACGGAAACGGAAUGCCGCUGCCACGCUGUUCGUUCUCAUCGAGCACCACAUUUUUCAUGUUAUAAUACUAGACUUGGCACGACAAACUAAGCAGGCGACGGAUGGCGGCAGCACAAUGACACAAUGUAGAUUUUCCGUAUUUCUGUGCAUGUGUGUCUGUGUUUGUGUGUGCGCGUGUAAAGGGUGAUCUGUGUAUGAUAAGAGAAUAGUUUCCGAUAUCCUGAUUAGACAUAGUUUCUGAAGCAGCAGCAAAACGGCGUUUACUUAUAGAAAUAUGGCUACGAACGAUCAUCGGUUAGGUGAUUGCAGCGUGAAUCUACUCUUGGAGUGCUGCAUUUAAGAGGAAGUAGAACGAGAAAAAGCAGAAACAUUAUCGAGCUCUCGCUCUUUACCUUUACACUUAACUGAGCAUGCUCUAGUGGCUAUUAAUGCAAAGCGUAACACUGUAACUUCGUCGAAGACGACGACGAAGAAGCAAAAGGGCACCGCGCGCAUAGGAAGGAGAGGUUUAGAUCUCUGAAAACUAUUUAGUGAGGGAAUAAAAAAUAAAAAAAAACCCUAAUUAUAUAG